This is a messenger RNA of Colletotrichum chrysophilum, 1257 nucleotides long. RefSeq lists its product as uncharacterized. NCBI's taxonomy places the organism in Eukaryota, Fungi, Ascomycota, Sordariomycetes, Glomerellales, Glomerellaceae. The record is from RefSeq and is a predicted model, not a curated record. The transcript has 2 exons. Bases 1 to 1257 code for a protein of 418 amino acids. Gene Ontology annotation, molecular function: serine-type endopeptidase activity. Gene Ontology annotation, biological process: proteolysis.
AUGAAGGCAACCCUGGUCUCUCUCCUCAGCGCCAUCGUGCCCGCUUUGGCGGCGCCGAGCGGCAUCAACCGCCGCGCCGACCCGGGCCUCAUGGCCGGCAAGUACAUCAUCCAGCUCAAGCCCGGCACCAGCCCCGAGGCCGUCACGGCGCAUCACAACGCCGUGCGAAGCCUGCUGCGUCGCCGCGAUGGUGCCGCCGGCGAGGUCGAGAAGACGUUCCAAAUUGGCGACUUCAACGCGUACAGCGGCUCUUUUGACGACGCGACUCUGGCUUCGAUCUCGGAGCUCGACGAAGUUCUGGUCGUCGAGCCCGACACGCUCAUCUACCUUGAGCCGACCGAGGCGCCCGCGACCUCGAAGCGCGACCUGACCACACAGACGAGCAGCAUCUGGAGUCUGGGCGACCUGUCCCACCUGGAGGCCGGUGCGACGGAGUACGUCUACGACGAGAGCGCUGGCGAGGGCACGACGGCCUACGUCUUCGACACCGGCAUCCGCUUGUCGCACGAGGAGUUUGAGGGACGCGCCCGCUUCGGCAUCAACGGCGUGACUGGCUCGACGGAGCAGACCGGCACGAACUCGGACACAAGUGGCCACGGCACCCACGUGGCUGCUACCAUUGUCGGAAAGACAUAUGGCGUUGCCAAGAAGGCCACCGUUGUCGACGUCAAGGUCUUCGACGGCGAUACGGGUUCCACGUCCUGGAUACUCACCGGCAUGACCUGGGCCAUCGACGAGAUUGUCAGCAAGGGUGCCCAAAACAGCUCCGUCCUCAACCUCUCGCUCAGCAGCGUCGGGGGCACUACUGCUCUCGACAACGCCGUCCUCGCUGCCUACCAGCAGGGCGUCCUUGCCGUCGUCGCAGCCGGUAACAGCAACCAGCCGACGACUGACGUCUCCCCGGCGAGGCUCCCCCAGUCCUUCACCGUCGGCAUGACCCAGCCCGACCGCGGCCGCGUCAACAUCAUCGAGGACAUCUACGGCAGCAACUACGGCCCGGAGCUGGACGUCUUCGCGCCCGGUCGGGACAUCAUCAGCGCCGCCCACACCUCCGACACCGGCACGGCCACGAAGACGGGCACCAGCAUGGCGGCGCCGCUCGUUGCGGGGUUGGUGUGCUACCUCAGGGGCCUGGAGUCGGGCCUGGGAACCCCGGACGCGGUCACGAACCGGAUCCUGGAGCUGGCGAUCCCCGAUGUCGUUGGAGACCCCAAGGGAUCUCCCAAUUUGUUGGUGAAUAACGGCAGCGGCCGCUAA